Phragmites australis (common reed) is the source of this 2009-nucleotide messenger RNA. RefSeq lists its product as uncharacterized. Gene Ontology annotation, biological process: positive regulation of ERAD pathway. Gene Ontology annotation, molecular function: ubiquitin protein ligase activity. The coding region runs from base 362 to 1609 and encodes 415 amino acids. The transcript is spliced from 8 exons. NCBI's taxonomy places the organism in Eukaryota, Viridiplantae, Streptophyta, Magnoliopsida, Poales, Poaceae. The record is from RefSeq and is a predicted model, not a curated record.
AGCAAACCGAACGCAGACGCAAGCAAAGCAAAAGGAGGACGUCGCCCGUUCAUUAGUGUUAUUAGUGUUAUUACUCCCACGAAACAACAAGCACGAAACCCAGCAGCGGAAAAAAGAAAAGAUCAAAAGCGCACCGAAAAAUAUCCUAAAAGCCUCCAGGAAUUCCUCCCCCGCGACCGCCACGACGACGACGGCGACGAGCACGGCCCCCCUCCACCGCCUCCGCCUCCUCCUCGCCGCGUGCCUCCGCGCCGCCCCGACGUCGUCCCCGCCGCCCUCACCCUCCGACCCGGCGCCGCCCGCCCUCCGCCGCCGCCGCCGCCGCCUCUGGAAGCUCCCCUACCCCCGCGCGCCCCACCCGAUGGACGCGCCGCCCCGGCCUCCCUCUCCCCCGCCCCCGCCUCAGCCGCCCGCCCCGUCGAGGAGGUACGGCGUGCACUUCUCCGCCUCCAGCUUCAUCCAGGCGCCGCUCUCCGCUCUGCUCGAGUACUCCGGCAUCCUCCGCCCCGACCCCGGCGGCGGGCCACACCAGGCCGGGGCCGGGGCAGGGGGAGGCGAGGUGUCGAUCCAGAUUGUGCGCCCUGGCGAGGCGGGGACGUCGUCCGAGAGGGGGGAGGACAGGGUCGUGGAGGAGGAGGAGGGGAACGCGGCGAGGGCGCACCCCGCAGAGCCGGCGCCGGCUGCAGGCGGCGGGGAGGGCGGGAGGGAGUCCUCGUCGUCGUAUCAGAGGUACGACAUACAGCAGGUGGCGAGGUGGGUGGAGCAGAUACUGCCCUUCUCCCUGCUGCUGCUCGUCGUCUUCAUCAGACAGCACUUGCAAGGUUUCUUCGUGACGAUUUGGAUUGCCGCGGUGAUGUUCAAGUCCAAUGAUAUCCUGCGCAAGCAGACUGCUUUGAAGAGGGAGAGAAGAAUUCCAGUCCUUGUCGGGAUUACAAUAUUAUUUGUUGUUCACGUAUUCGGAUUUUAUUGGUGUUACAAGAAUGGGGACCUUAUAAGACCUCUCGUGAUGCUUCCUCCAAAGGAAAUACCACCAUUUUGGCAUGCAAUAUUCAUCAUCUUGGUGAAUGAUACAAUGGUGCGCCAAACUGCUAUGGUCAUCAAAUGUGUACUGCUCAUGUACUAUAAAAACAGCAGAGGCCGUACCUAUCGUAGGCAGGGUCAAAUGUUGACAAUUGUGGAAUAUUUUCUACUUUUGUACCGUGCAUUAUUGCCUGCUCCUGUAUGGUACCGAUUUUUUCUGAACAAGGAGUAUGGAAGCUUAUUUUCUUCUCUAACCACUGGCUUAUAUCUCACUUUCAAGUUGACAUCUGUCGUGGAAAAGGUCCAAUCAUUUUUAACGGCAUUGAGAGCAUUAUCACUUAAAGACUUCCAUUAUGGUUCAUUAGCAACAAGUGAGCAGGUUAUUGCUGCUGGAGAUAUGUGUGCGAUAUGCCAAGAAAAGAUGCAUGCUCCCAUUCUUUUGCGGUGUAAGCAUAUCUUCUGCGAAGAUUGUGUAUCCGAAUGGUUCGAGAGGGAACGGACUUGCCCACUGUGCAGGGCAUUGGUGAAGCCAGCAGACCUCCGGUCGUUCGGUGACGGUUCGACAAGCCUCUUUUUCCAGCUAUUCUAGACAACCAUCUCGAAAGAGCUGCGAGUUUCAGCUCUCUGCUGUGUGCAGAUAAGAAGGCAUAUGUUAGGGGUGAGCGCUCGCGUGUUGCUGCUCGCGCCUGCGAGCAGAGCGGCCCAAUGCGGUGCUGAAAGAGUCUGCACGUCCCUUCCAGCUGAAGCUGAAGGAGUACACGUGUUUGUGUUUGAAUGUGCAUAUUAUCAUCUCCUGUAUAGGCUCCGGCGUGAUGCUGGAGCACCUGAGAAUUAUUACCUGACCUUAUACGGGUUACUACAUAAAUCGAAAUGGCGAGUGUAUAGUACAAUUUGAGCUUGCGACAUGCAUCUAGUGAUGAACUAUAGUAAUGAUGCUAAUUUAUACUCAGGGUUGAAUUGAAAGGGCAACAUGUGAUUUCCCUUCCAAA